Molecule: messenger RNA, 2531 nt
Organism: Stegodyphus dumicola
Lineage: Eukaryota; Metazoa; Arthropoda; Arachnida; Araneae; Eresidae
Product: sushi, von Willebrand factor type A, EGF and pentraxin domain-containing protein 1-like
Source: RefSeq, a predicted model, not a curated record
GCUACUUAAAAGAUCUAAGAAAGAAAAUGGGUAUAUCUCUCGAAUCCAGAGAAGUUACCAAUCACAAUGGAUAUCUGGAUGUUGUGUGUGGUCGUGAAUAUACUCCGACAGGCGAGCGGCCAUUUUGCUUCAAAGGAAAGUGGAAUGAACGUGUAUUAUCUCCGUGCCGAGAAAGAAGUUGUGAAAUUUCUAGAAUCCCUAAUGGAGUACUUACAGUGCGACGUCUUGGACCGCCGUAUUUCACGUUCAGCGGAUGGGUGCGAGAUGAUUACUACGACGAAAUACCUCUCGGAACAGAAAUAUCGUCAGGUCACAUGCGUCAUCUUACUUGCUUCGAUGGAUAUUCAGUUCAAGGGUCUGGUUCAUCAGUUCUUGCGGUAACAUGCCAGAAAGGCGAAUGGUACCCUAACCCAGUCUGCCUCCCUCAUGGCAUGCCAUAUGUGGAAGCAGUUGUGACAGCUGUUUCGACAUUAAAACCAUCAGCGCCGAAGACAGUCGCCGUAGCUGAGGUAUCAUCUACGGAGACUAAUCUAAAGCUUUCGAAGACGACAACGCAACCACCAACUAGUUCCAGCACCGACGGUAAGGAAGUAGACCAGCCUCACACAGUGUCCGUCGCUGAAAAUAAUAAUGUGGCAGAACGUUGCUCCUGCAAGUAUAACAGUCCGGAUAAGAACUUGGUAGCUUAUGCCGGAAAUGAACUAUUACAGAAUGGAAAUCACGUAAAGUCCAACUGCACGGUAAAAUUUCACUGCAAAGAAAUUGGCUAUUACCGUCUGACGGGUCCAAAGGAAAUAACUUGCACAGACUGUCGUCCUUUUCAUUCUGCUGCCUAUCCUGAAUGCAAGGAACCUGUGCAUGGUGAUACAGCUAUUUUUUUCGAUGAAAACCUGAAAGUGAUGCCUGAUGGAACCCUUUCGUUAAUAAAAGGGGUAACUGUGAGACUAACAUGCCUUGGAAACAUCCGAUAUCCAACCUGGACAUUUCCAGAAAGUGAAAAUACUCAUACUCAUUAUGAGGCUAAAAAUACCGACGACGGCAUAGUUUACACUACAUUAUUAGACAUUGUGGAAGCAAGUUCGGAGCAUGAUGGAAAGUACAAUUGCGCUAUGGAAGGAUAUGCUCCGACUACUAUCAACAUAAAAGUAUUUGAUCCCGAUAUGCGUUGUCCAUUGCUGGAAGAAGGAAAUAAAUUUAUCAUCGAAUAUGAUCGAGACAGACUUCCCAACAGCACUGCUAAAUUUGAUUGCAAGAAGUUAGGACAAAAAAUAAUCGGAGCAAAUGUUUUGACAUGCUUAAUGGAUGGUCAUUGGUCUGCCGAAACUCCGGAUUGUACAGAUAUCACAUGCCCUGAAUUCGAAGAGUUUGAAGAAAUGGUAAUAGAAUAUUCCAAGGAGCAGAAAAUUGGAAGCGUAGCCACAUUUUUUUGCGGUAGCGGCGAUGCAUCUGGAACCUCAAAAUGCCUAGAAACUGGGGUUUGGUCAGCCCAGAUGCCAUCUUGCUCAAAAAUCAGGUGCCCUGCGUUUAAAGAGUCCGAAGAUAUGUUAAUAGAAUAUACCGCUGAGCAGAGACCCGGUAGCGUAGCCACAUUCUUUUGCGGGAAAGGCGAUGUAUAUGGAACAUCCAAAUGCCUAGAAACUGGUGAUUGGUCAGCUUCGAUGCCAUCUUGUUCAAGAAAAGAAGUUCUGUGUCCUACACUCGACGAGACGAAAUUCCAAGUCGUUUACGAUGGGGAGAGAAAGGUAGAUAGCCAGGCCAAGAUCAGCUGCUUGACAACACUGCAGAAAUUGAAUGGAUCAGACGUUCUGAGAUGUCUGGAAAACGGACGUUGGUCCCAUGUACCGGAUUGCAUCGACAUUGAAUGUCCUGCGUUUGAAGAAAAUGAAGACAUGCAGAUACAGUAUACCCAGGAUCGAAAGGUUGGCAGUUCUGCCAAUUUUCAUUGUUUUUCUCCAGCAGUUUUAUCUGGGAAAUCGACUUUGAAGUGCCUGUCAAAUGGAGAGUGGUCAGGAAACACACCUUCCUGUCUCAGACCAUCAUGUUCCCUAAAAUCUCUUUACGAAAAGCUUCCGGAAAAAAUAGUAAUAGGUCAGGACCAACCGAAUAAUGAUAUCCCGUAUGGAACAAACAUUCCACUGGCAUGCGACGAUGGUCUACGACCAGAAGGCAAAGCUGAAGCUAAAUGUGAGGAAGAUCAAAAGUGGACAAUUCCCAGGGUCCGUUGUGUUUCCGGAUGUGGACCUAUCCCGAAAGCUGAUAAUUCUCAACUCAUUAUAGAACCUGAAAAAGAAUUUUAUGUAUUUGGGGAAUCUGUAAUAUUUUCAUGUCCUACAGGACACUCUUUAACUUCAGAGCUUCAACUUGUCGUGUGUAUAAGCAACACCUGGUCAGCAGAUGAAUUUCCAGAUUGUAAAAAUGUGUAAAUCGUGUGUAAAUAUAGAAUAUUAAUACAGUCCUUUUAUCAAAAGAAAAAGACACUGAAUUAGAAAAAUUAGCUUUUUCAAUUCUGAAAUAUAUCUCAUGAAACUCUA